This is a messenger RNA of Sesamum indicum (sesame), 2825 nucleotides long. Its product is annotated as putative galactinol--sucrose galactosyltransferase 2. Gene Ontology annotation, molecular function: raffinose alpha-galactosidase activity. The record is from RefSeq and is a predicted model, not a curated record. Lineage: Eukaryota; Viridiplantae; Streptophyta; Magnoliopsida; Lamiales; Pedaliaceae.
ACUCAUACAUACCGCUCAUCGCUUGGUUUCUCGCUUUCUUUCUCUGUCACGUGAAGUUGCGUUCCUUUCCGGAUUGCACUUCUGUUGAGCUUCGAAUCACCGCAUUUCUCCCCCCACCCAUCUCUCUCUCUCUCUCUCUCUAUAUAUAUAAAAAUAUAUACUUAUACAUAUACAUACAUAAGCAGCUCUCCGUUUCAGAGGAUUGAGCUUCUUGAAGCUACUUGCGGGGGAUACUAAGUCUCUGGUUAUGCAGUAAAAUCUCCAAGAGUCCUAGCACGUGCAAAGAUGACGGUGACUCCAAAGAUCUCUGUCAAUGACGGGAACCUUGUGGUUCAUGGAAAAACUAUACUCUCAGGCGUGCACGAUAACAUUGUGCUUACCCCGGGAUCAGGUGUGGGCCUUGUUGCGGGUGCAUUCAUUGGAGCCACAGCUUCACAUAGCAAAAGUCUGCAUGUUUUCCCAGUUGGUGUCUUAGAGGGUGUCCGUUUCAUGUGCUUAUUCCGCUUCAAACUCUGGUGGAUGACUCAAAGAAUGGGAACCUGCGGAAGGGACAUUCCUUUGGAGACCCAGUUCAUGCUCGUGGAGAGUAAAGACUCAAGUGAAAGUGAGCAUGAAGAUAGCCCGACUAUCUAUACUGUUUUCCUGCCUCUCCUUGAAGGACAGUUCCGUGCUGUUCUUCAGGGAAACGAGAAGAAUGAGCUCGAGAUAUGCCUUGAGAGCGGAGAUAAUGCUGUUGAGACCAAUCAAGGGCUUUACCUUGUUUACAUGCAUGCUGGGACCAAUCCUUUUGAAGUGAUCAACCAGGCUGUGAAAGCUGUUGAAAAACACUUGCAAACAUUUCAACACCGAGAGAAGAAGAAGCUGCCCUCAUUCAUUGAUUGGUUUGGCUGGUGCACAUGGGAUGCUUUUUACACAGACGUUACAGCUGAGGGUGUUGAAGAAGGACUUAAGAGCUUGUCCGAAGGAGGUACACCUCCACGUUUUCUGAUCAUCGAUGAUGGCUGGCAACAAAUUGGGAGUGAGGUCAAGGAAGACCCAAAUUGUGUUGUACAAGAAGGAGCUCAGUUUGCGAACAGGCUUACAGGAAUAAAAGAGAACGAAAAGUUUCAAAAGAAUGGAAAAGAUGACAAACACGAAUCAGGUCUGAAGCUUGUUGUGAAAAAAGCCAAGCAGCAGCACAAUGUCAAGUACGUCUAUGUGUGGCACGCUCUAGCUGGCUAUUGGGGGGGAGUGCAUCCAUCUGGUCCUGGUAUGGAACAUUACGAGACUGCCUUGGCGUACCCUGUUCAGUCUCCUGGUGUUCUGGGCAACCAACCAGACAUUGUUAUGGAUAGCCUUGCUGUUCAUGGCUUGGGCCUUGUUAACCCUAAGAAGGUCUUCAAUUUCUACAACGAGCUUCAUGCCUAUUUGGCUUCAUGCGGAGUAGAUGGAGUCAAGGUUGACGUGCAGAACAUAAUCGAGACUCUUGGUGCUGGCCAUGGUGGUAGAGUUUCCCUCACUCGUAGCUAUCACCAAGCCCUUGAAGCUUCCAUCAGUAGGAACUUCCCCGAUAAUGGCUGCAUUGCUUGCAUGUGUCACAAUACUGAUGGGAUCUAUAGUGCUAAGCAGACUGCUGUGGUUAGAGCUUCUGAUGAUUUUUAUCCACGCGAUCCCGCUUCCCAUACCAUCCACAUUUCAUCUGUGGCGUACAAUACAGUAUUCUUGGGAGAAUUUAUGCAGCCUGAUUGGGACAUGUUCCAUAGCCUGCACCCAGCUGCUGAAUAUCAUGCUGCAGCUCGCUCUGUCGGCGGGUGUGCAAUUUAUGUCAGUGACAAACCUGGUAACCAUAACUUUGAGCUUUUGAAGAAGUUGGUCCUUCCUGAUGGAUCCAUUCUUAGAGCACAAUUGCCCGGACGACCUACAGUGGACUGUCUCUUUGUUGAUCCAGCUAGAGAUGGGAUAAGCUUGCUUAAAAUCUGGAAUGUGAACAAGUGUUCUGGCGUGGUCGGUGUGUUCAACUGCCAGGGUGCAGGGUGGUGCAAGGUGGCUAAGAAGACCCGCAUUCAUGAUGCCUCCCCUGGCACUCUUACUGGCUCUGUCCAAGCCACAGAUGUGGAUACUAUAGCUCAAAUUGCUGGACCAAAUUGGACUGGCGAUACUAUAGUCUAUGCUCAUAGGUCAAGGGAGGUUGUUAGGCUACCAAAAGGGGUCUCAUUGCCAGUGACAUUGAAGGUUCUUGAAUAUGAACUCUUCCACUUUUGCCCAGUGAAGAAUGUUACAGAAACCAUCUCCUUCGCAUCCAUUGGCUUGCUUGACAUGUUCAACUCUACCGGUGCUGUGGAGCAGUUGGAAAUCCAGAAAAACCUAGAGUGUCUGGAUAACAACAGUGGUUCUGAGGCUUUAAGUGGAGAUAGAUUGCCCGUGGCAACAAUCACCCUCAAGGUUAGAGGAUGUGGGAGGUUUGGGGUUUACUGUUCUCAACGGCCACUGAAGUUGACCGUGGACAAUACCGAAACUGAUUUUAACUAUGACGAUGCCACUGGAUUGGUAACUCUGAUGAUCCCAGUACCAGUCGAGGAAAUGUAUAAAUGGUCUGUUGAAAUCCAGGUUUAAGUAGGUGGUAUUUUAGAUGGAAAUCCUAUCAAAGUUGAGAUCCUCGUUUGAGAUGUCUCCAUGCUUUGAAAAGAUUGCAAGUGCUUUUGCUCCUGCUCCGCUAAUUAGUUUAGGAAAAGUUCUUGAGUGACAGAGGGAAUAGAGGGUGAGGAUUUUAGGGAGACAUCUACUUGGAAAAAAUAAAUACUGUAAAACAUUUUCUCUAAUAUAAUUAUCUUUGUUAUCAUCUCAAA